AUGCCUCUGCAAAAAGAACAGGUGAAGAGCAUUCGCAACAAAAUGCGUCGCGAAAAGCUCUUAGCCACCAUUAAGCAUGAGCGGAAUAAGCAAAGACAUCAAAUGCGUGCUCGCCGUGCUACUGAGGAGGAAGCUGAUCCGCAGCUGAAGGAAGAGCGUUUGAAAAAUAAUGUGCCUGCAACUAUCGAGUCUAAGAGAGUCUACGAUGAGACUAUCGGCACCGAGGUUGAAGGCGACGAGUUCGACCAGUAUUUUGAGGAAGGAAAACAGCCCAAAGUACUGAUCACUACCAACAAAAAUGCCCACAAAGAAGCGUAUGUUUUUGCAGAACUUUUGUUGGAGAUCAUCCCUGGAUCCCACUUCGUCAAGCGCAAAUCGCAGUUCGAAAUGAAAGAUAUUGCAAAGCUUUGUUCCAAUCGUGACUAUACCGAUGUGAUCGUUAUCAAUGAGGACAAGAAGGUUGUAAACGGUCUGACCUUUAUCCAUCUGCCCGGGGGGCCUACAUUCUACUUCAGUGUAUCGAGCCUGACUCUCCCUGAGCGUAUUUCAAAUCAUGGUUCAGCCACAGAUCACAUCCCGGAGCUGAUCUUGAACAAUUUUUCGACGCGGUUGGGUAAAACCGUCGGCCGCCUCUUUCAGUCGUUAUUCCCCCACCGCCCAGAGUUCCAGGGAAGGCAGGUCGUCACUUUACACAAUCAGCGUGAUUUCAUCUUUUUCCGUCGUCAUCGUUAUAUCUUUAGAAGUGACGAGAAGGUAGGACUCCAAGAAUUAGGACCCCAGUUUACCCUCCGCUUACGCCGUCUUCAAAAAGGCAUUAGAGAUGAGAUUUCUUGGGAGCAUCGCCCCGACAUGGACCGCGAUAAGCGUAAGUUUUAUUUAUGA
Messenger RNA from Wickerhamiella sorbophila, 882 nucleotides. Its product is annotated as Ribosome production factor 1. Gene Ontology annotation, cellular component: nucleolus; preribosome, large subunit precursor. Gene Ontology annotation, biological process: maturation of LSU-rRNA; maturation of 5.8S rRNA. Lineage: Eukaryota; Fungi; Ascomycota; Dipodascomycetes; Dipodascales; Trichomonascaceae. Bases 1 to 882 code for a protein of 293 amino acids. The transcript has a single exon. Gene Ontology annotation, molecular function: rRNA primary transcript binding. The record is from RefSeq and is a predicted model, not a curated record.